Messenger RNA from Blepharisma stoltei, 2834 nucleotides. The record is from the annotation of a GenBank genome assembly. Lineage: Eukaryota; Ciliophora; Heterotrichea; Heterotrichida; Blepharismidae.
AUGUCCAAUCAGCUCUUGAACUGUAUAGUCUGUCAAGAGAAGGCAAAGCUAAUCUGUUUUUGCUCAAAUAUUUCUCUAUGUGAAAAAUGUAUUGGAAAGCACCUCUUAGAUAAUCCAUCAAUAUCCCACAAACCAGUUCCUUUAACUCCCCCCCCCCUUUAAAUUGGAACUAAAAAUUUUGUUCCAAUUUAAAGGGGGGUUAAUUUUUUUUUUAAAAAAAAAUAUCAAUAUAAAAUUUUUUAUAAAAAAUAUAUAAAAAUUUUAAAAAAUAAAAAUUUCAAAAACUUAUCGAAUUAGAUUAAUAAAUUUGUUUAAUAAAACGCUAUUUACUCUUUAUCCUUUAAAACAAAGCAAGAAUAACUAAAUUUUCAUUAUUAGUUAAUACGCCACUAUUAAUUGGUAUCAAAAUUAUUUACACAAAAAUUUUUAUUUUUAUUGAUAAAAAAAAUUAAAAAAAAAAAAAAUUUGGAAAAUUUAUCGAUCAAAGUGCUAAUUUUGUUUAAAUAAGAUGUUAUUUAUACUCUAUUCUUUAAAAUAAAGCAAGAAAUAAGUAAAUUUUGAAAUUUUAUAAAGAAUUCCUAUUGAAUUUAUAUCAAAACUAUCUAAAUAAAAAAUAUCAUUUUUAUCAAAAAAAACAAAAAUUUUUUUGAAAAUUUUUAAAAACAAAAAUUAAUUUUUUUAAAAUUUACCAAUUAAGGAUAAUCAAUUUAUUUAAAUAAGAUGCUCUUUAUACUUUUUUCUUUAAAAAAGAUCAAAUUUUUAAUUUUAGUUAAGAAGAAACAUUUAACUUAUAUCAAACUUUUUAGAUAAAAAUUAUAUAUAAUUUUUUUAUUAUAAAAUUAAAUUUUGUUCCAAUUUAAAGGGGGGUUAAUUUACCAAAAAGUGGAAAUUUUACCGAUAUUUUGUUCCAAUUUAAAGGGGGGAGUAAGUGAUUUAUCUUUAUCCCCAAAAUAUACUCAAAACCUUGAAGAUUUAAAUAAAGAAGAAGAAAAAUUCCUACGAAUCGCCACACAUCAGCAAGAAGUAAUCAACGCAAUUCAAUCAAAACUCGCAAAUGAGAUUCUUGAGCUUGAUGAAUUUAAAAAUAUUUCAUUGCAAGUUAUAGCUGAGUUUAUUAAAAGUGUGCAGAGAGAAGUGGCAGAUGCCUCAAAAUUUAUCAAUAAUUUUGUUAAUGAAAAAUGCAAUGAUGCACAAAAGGAAUUAAGAAAUGCAUUAGUGCUGUUAAAGCUUUCACAUGAUUCAAAUCAUCCCAUUUUGAGCUUGCUGUUAAGGUGCAAGUCAGUGGAAGAGGUAAGAAAUAUAGAUAUUACGAAGAAAGACCUAAAAUUUAAAGAGCUGGGGAUCAAAGAUAGUGUGAAAGAUGCGGUUUAUUUUUGUUUUGAUAUAUUGAAGGAUAACACUAUUAUGGCAAAUAGACUUCCUCAAGCGCAUCCUGGCGAUAACGCUGAUAAGCAUAACUCUACUUCAGUUAAUAAUGAGCAUAAAAAUUAAGCAAUUCGCAAUAAUAUGGUUUGCUUUUCAAAAUAAAACAUCUCAUAUAAUUUCUCUUGAAAAAUUAGAAGUAUAUAAAUUUUGAAUUAUUUACAAAUAAAAAAACAAAUAUGCUCAAUAUUAAUUGGAGAAGUGAGCCAAUUAGAAAAUCAAAAAUCGCUGUCCCAGGCUCCAGACUUGAAAAAAAUGGGAAAGAAGCAUCGCCUAUUAGGCUAGAAAGAGCACUAUCUGAUAACGCAGUAGAAAGACUUUCGUUUUCAUCAACCAAUGGAGUACCCCGGAAAGCAAUACCAGUGCCAGUUAUACAAAGUGUGAAAGCAGAAAACAUCGACUCUCAUGAUGCUUCUUUAAAAAGGCACCAUUCCAGAGACAUUCUUGUUAUUUCACACAGUAAAACCGUUCCUUCUUCAAAAAAUCCUUUUAGAGAGUCAAGAUCCUCAGUUGCCGAAUCUCCUUCAAGAAAACUAAAUCUCUCCUUAAGAUCAUCAAAAAGCAUAGAACUAGGUGUGCUUAAAGGCCGCCUCUCAGUAGAUCCCCGAAUGCAACAAAUCUCCUCAUUUCAAAAAUCCCGAAGUUCUGACCCUCUUCCUCCAUCUCUCUAUUGUUUUAUCCCUGAAUCCUCAAGACUGAUUAUUUACAACACAUCUACAAAAGACUCAGAAGAAAUUAUUUUUGAAAAUGACAUUUUUUAUUCUAAAAGCUCUUGGGGUGUCAGCGAAGACGGGAAAUUAAUCCUUACUGGAGGCUACGACGGAAAUGCUUUAAAACAUACAUUUAUGUAUAACUUAUAUGACAAAUUUACAGAAAAAGUGCCAAAUUUGAUGCAGGCACGAUAUAAUCAUGCACAAGUGGCAUUAGGAAACUAUGUAUAUGCUCUUGGGGGAUUUAAUACAAAUCCAAUGAAGGAUUGUGAAAGAUUGAACCUUAAUACUAAAAAGUGGCAAAAAACAGGCAAUUUGAAUAUUGCAAGAGACUGUCAUGCAGCAUGCGUUCAUAGUGGACGAAUUUUUGUGGCUGGAGGAAGCGGGAUCGACUCCAUUGAAGCUUUUAAUGCUGUUAGUGAAAAGUUUUCAUUAAUUAGAGUCAGAUUAUCAGUUCCAGGAAGAUGCUGCAUGUUUCCUCACAAUAAAACAAUCCUGCUCUUUCAAAGGAAAAAAGCAAUUCGCUUAUGCCCCACAAGCAUGUCUUGUACCGAAAUCUCCACAAUCCAAGAAGCUGAGUGAUGAACUCCAGGAGACCCUGUCAUUACUGAUGAGUAUGUAUAUUUUAUUACACAGUUCAAUGCAUUUAAAUUCCAAUCUGAAACUGGAAUAAUUGAGCUUGAGUACACGUUUAAUUUAUAA